UGAUACAGUUGUGUGAUGACAAUGGGAUCCCUCACUGAAGAAAAGCAGAAAGAGUGUCAGCUGACCUCAGCUCACCUGUCAUCUGGAGAAAAUGGGCAUCAGUGUAUGCCAGAGACCAGAAGACCCGACAGAACGUCAAGCUUCAGCAGUAAGGAAUUUUCAGAGUCGGAUCCCUUAUUUCACAAUGAGUUUUACGGGACAGCAUUGGCCUCUGGCACCAUAUCGGAAAUUCAUGGCCAGGAGAUGCCGAGCGAGUCGGUCCGGGCCUUGGUGAUCCAGAUUUUGUUUCCAUUCCUCCUAGCUGGUUUUGGGACGGUUCUGGCAGGGAUGUUGCUGGAUGUAGUGCAGCACUGGGACGUUUUCCGUAAUGUGACUGAGAUCUUCAUCCUUGUCCCACCUCUACUGGGGCUAAAGGGGAACCUGGAGAUGACAUUGGCAUCAAGACUUUCCACCGCUGUGAAUGUUGGCAGAAUUAACUCUUCAAGCGAGAAAUGGAACCUGAUCAUUGGAAAUCUCGCCCUCAAACAGGGGCAAGCUACAGUUUUGGGCUUCCUGGCUGCUCUGGUAGCUUCGGCUCUUGGUUGGAUCCUGGAGGAGGAGCUCAUCGUGAACCAUGUAGCCCUGCUUUGCUGUUGCAGCGUUGUGACAGCAUUCACAGCAUCUCUGCUGCAGGGCAUAGUAAUGGUUGGUGUGAUUGUUGGAUCCAAGAAGGUGGGCGUGAACCCUGACAACAUAGCCACGCCCAUCGCUGCCAGUUUAGGUGACAUCAUCACACUUGGACUGCUGGCUGUCAUCAGUCAAGGCUUCUUUUACUGCAUGGAGCCAUACCCUUAUAUUACCUACCUGGUGUGUGUUGUUUUCCUGUGCCUUACGCCGAUGUGGGUAAUUCUUUCAUUUCGGCACCCUGAAAGCCAAAAAUUGCUGUUUUCCAGCUGGGAGCCAGUAAUAACUGCAAUGGUGAUCAGCAGUCUUGGAGGACUGAUUCUGGACCAUGCCAUCACUGAUCCAAAGCUUGAAGGAGUUGUUCUCUACAGUCCUGUUAUAAAUGGUGUUGGUGGUAAUCUGGUUUCCAUCCAGGCUAGUCGUAUAGCCACGUAUCUUCAUUUUCACUGUCCGCUGGGCGAGCUUCCAGACGACGCUAAAGGAUGUUACUGCCCCUGCCGCAGCUUUUGCACCACAGACCUCCUCAUACAAUACCACAGCUCUUCUCUUGGCACCCUGUCAUACGCUUUCUUACAUGCCAGUCAAAUCCCUGUGUGCAAUUCAUUGAGUGGCAUAUGCUGCCUCAUGUGA
Sinocyclocheilus rhinocerous is the source of this 1293-nucleotide messenger RNA. RefSeq names its product solute carrier family 41 member 2a (gene slc41a2a). Bases 16 to 1293 code for a protein of 425 amino acids. The record is from RefSeq and is a predicted model, not a curated record. Gene Ontology annotation, biological process: monoatomic cation transport. Gene Ontology annotation, cellular component: plasma membrane. Gene Ontology annotation, molecular function: monoatomic cation transmembrane transporter activity. Lineage: Eukaryota; Metazoa; Chordata; Actinopteri; Cypriniformes; Cyprinidae. The transcript is spliced from 9 exons.